GGAGGCGCGUGAAGAGCUAAGUAAACGCAUAGCCGCGGGCGAGGAGCCGGCGUCGGAGGUGUACUCGUACAAGGCGGAGCCGCGCCUCACGGUGCCGCUGCCCGAGGCCACGCCCGAGGCCUUCAGCAUGGUGCUCAACUACAUCUACACCGACCGGAUUGACCCCACCGAGAAGGACGAAGACCCUGCAUCGCCAGCCACCAUCUUACUAGUGAUGGAGGUGCUCCGCCUAGCCAUAAAGCUGAGCAUCCCGCGGUUACGAGGGCUGUGCGCGCGGUUCCUGCGAGCCAACCUGUGCUACAGCAACGUGCUGCCGGCGCUGCACGCGGCGCACCACGCUCAGCUGAGCUGCAUCAAGGAGUACUGCCUGAGGUUCGUGGUGAAAGACUACAACUUCACUCCGAUCGUGAUGUCUGCGGAGUUCGAGCAGAUGGACCAGAGCCUCAUGGUGGAGCUCAUCCGGCGCCGCCAGCAGCCCAGCAAGCAGCCGCCUGCGCCCUACAACGACUACGAAGAAGAGAUCAAUGGCACAACACUAGAACAGGACAUGAGUGUAUUCGCGAGCGGCGGCGCAGGCGGCUUAGAGCUGAGUGACGUGAAGCUACGAGUAGGGUCUGCGAGUAGACCGGCCCACCGCUCGGUCCUAGCCGCGAGAGCUGCGUACUUUGAAGCUAUGUUCAGAUCAUUUUCGCCGCAAGAUAACAUUGUCAAUAUUCAAAUCUGCGACACUGUCCCGUCAGAGGAGGCCUUUGAUUCUUUGCUCCGGUACAUCUACUAUGGCGACACCAACAUGCCUACAGAGGACUCCCUGUAUCUGUUCCAAGCGCCAAUAUAUUACG
Ostrinia furnacalis (Asian corn borer) is the source of this 839-nucleotide messenger RNA. Its product is annotated as leucine-zipper-like transcriptional regulator 1. Gene Ontology annotation, molecular function: protein binding. The annotation marks the transcript as partial. The transcript is spliced from 5 exons. Gene Ontology annotation, cellular component: Golgi apparatus. Lineage: Eukaryota; Metazoa; Arthropoda; Insecta; Lepidoptera; Crambidae. The record is from RefSeq and is a predicted model, not a curated record.